AAUUCAUGUCUGUGAUGGUAGAUUUUAGUGGAUUUCAUCAUCUCUGCUGCUUAUUUGACACAGUUCUCACACAAUACUCAUUCCUUGCGUAUAUGCAAAUAUGUCUUUGGGGGACUGAUAUAUAUCUUAGCAGUGCCUUUCUACUAUGAUACUUCAUAGUUAUUUGGAAGAACAUAUGGACAGAAAGCCAUCUCACUUGUAUCUCUUGCUGGAAAUGUCAGUACCUUGCCUCCUCUGUAUUUUACAGUAAAUAAAUGGAUGUGGCUGUUCCAGUUUCAAUGUUUACUACUAGCUCUGGAAGUCAGGCUACAGUUUAAAGUGACUUCAGGAAGUAAACGCACUGAAGAAGUAGAAGAUGGUGCCACAUACUGAAUCCAGCACUCCUCUGCCUGUUGAUGUCUUCAGCACUCCCAAUGAGAAGCCCUGCUUGGUGGAUUCUGACUUCCGAUACAGACUUUUUACUGUAUCUUACAGCAUCAUUUUCAUCAUAGGAGUCAUAGCAAACUCUUAUGUGCUGUGGGUAUUUUGUCAUAUGUAUCCUUCCAGGAGACUAAGUGAGAUCAAAAUUUUCAUGUUAAAUUUAACUGUAGCUGAUCUUCUGUUUUUACUUGUCUUACCUCUCUGGAUUAUUUAUUAUUACAGGAAUGGGGACUGGACACUCCCUGGCUUCCUCUGCAACAUUGCUGGAUGCCUGUUUUUCAUUAAUAACUAUGGAUCUAUUGCUUUUCUUGCAGUGAUAAGUUUUAACCGCUACUUGGCUGUGACAAGGCCUGUUGAAACUGCUCAGUCUACGGCUAGAAAGCGUGGCAUUGGCAUCUCUGUGGCUAUCUGGAUUGUUCUAGUGGCUUGUGCCUCACCAUUUCUUUUUCUAGAAGGACUCAAUAAAACAUCUAGGAAUGACUCCAACAAUAUGAUUAAUGUUACACGAUGCUUUGAAGACUAUGAGAAAAAUACUCCUGUGCUGAUCAUCCAUUUUAUAUUGAUUGGGUUUUUCUUUAUCAUUUUUUGUGUGGUCAUUUUCUGUAAUCUUCUCAUCAUUAAAACACUCAUAUCACAGCCAGUGCAGCCUCGACAUAAUGGAAGAAUGAAGCAGAAGGCACUCUGGAUGGUUUGUGCCGUUCUUGUUGUUUUUGUAAUCUGCUUUGUGCCUCAUCAUCUGGUCCAUGGACCAUGGACCCUGACAGUGUUGAAAAUGUGGCGUGAGAAGGACUGUGACUUUCGCCAGGCACUUCAUGAUGCCCACCAAGUAACACUGUGCCUCAUGGGAAUGAACUGUGUGCUAGAUCCUAUAAUAUAUUGCUUUCUUACUAAAAAUUUCAGGAAGCAUGUAGUUGAACGUAUUAAAAGUUUCCAAAGUAGUCGAAAGUGUUCCAAAGUGACCACAGACACGGGUUUAGAUUGUGAAUUUCCCUUAAGUGCAAUUCUUCCUAAGCGAGAUUUGCAAAAUGCUUGAAGUUAACAGUAAAAGCCUGAAGUU
Messenger RNA from Protopterus annectens (West African lungfish), 1477 nucleotides. It is a transcript of the gene PTAFR, whose product is annotated as platelet activating factor receptor. The coding region runs from base 356 to 1453 and encodes 365 amino acids. NCBI's taxonomy places the organism in Eukaryota, Metazoa, Chordata, Ceratodontiformes, Protopteridae. The record is from RefSeq and is a predicted model, not a curated record. The transcript is spliced from 2 exons. Gene Ontology annotation, biological process: chemotaxis; G protein-coupled receptor signaling pathway. Gene Ontology annotation, cellular component: membrane. Gene Ontology annotation, molecular function: platelet activating factor receptor activity; G protein-coupled purinergic nucleotide receptor activity.